Candida tropicalis MYA-3404 is the source of this 423-nucleotide messenger RNA. RefSeq lists its product as uncharacterized. Bases 1 to 423 code for a protein of 140 amino acids. The record is from RefSeq and is a predicted model, not a curated record. NCBI's taxonomy places the organism in Eukaryota, Fungi, Ascomycota, Pichiomycetes, Serinales, Debaryomycetaceae. The transcript has a single exon.
AUGUCUCCACAAUUAUCAUCAACUACAAUUGAAACAAUAAAGUCAUCAUCAGAGUUAUAUAACAAUGUCAAGUUCAACAAAUUAAUAGUAUUCAGUAACAACAACUCAAACAAUUGUUUGUCAGCUUCUUCCUCAUCCUCAUCCUCAUCAUUCGAAUCAUCGCAACCCUCAUCAUCUAGAGAAGAUUUUCAAUUAAUUGGUUCAUUAAAUUUAUCCACAUGUCAACCACUUUCUGAAGAAUUCUGUUCAAAUAUACAAACCGAACUUAAAAAUUCUUUACUAAAAGAAACGACUGAAGAAGAAUUGAAAAUGCAAAAAGAAAAAAUCAGUAACAAGGUUGUAUAUUUUCACGAUAAUGAAGACCACAAAAUGAUUGGCCAUUUCAUUAAUAAAUUCAUUAUAGUUUACAUAGAUGUGUUGUAA